Engraulis encrasicolus (European anchovy) is the source of this 3695-nucleotide messenger RNA. RefSeq names its product beta-carotene oxygenase 2a (gene bco2a). Gene Ontology annotation, biological process: retinal metabolic process; carotene catabolic process. The record is from RefSeq and is a predicted model, not a curated record. The transcript has 12 exons. Gene Ontology annotation, cellular component: mitochondrion. Lineage: Eukaryota; Metazoa; Chordata; Actinopteri; Clupeiformes; Engraulidae. Gene Ontology annotation, molecular function: carotenoid dioxygenase activity; beta-carotene 15,15'-dioxygenase activity. Bases 89 to 1741 code for a protein of 550 amino acids.
AGGAAUACAAGGGGCUUCACCAGCACAAAGAGGCAACACGACAGCUGCUCACUCCAAAAAGAGAACCAGUCUGUUUUUCUACUGCACCAUGUCCUGCAUAACGACCCAGACAGGAGAGGUCUUCUGUAAGCCAGACUGCCAUACAAAUGCACAUGGUCUGCAGAGCAUUGCAGCCCUAGUGCGCUCCACAGAUGAGAUUUUGGAGCCCAUCGCCACACAGAUCAGAGGCACCAUCCCCGCCUGGAUAAGUGGCAACCUACUCCGCAACGGACCGGGCAAGUUCGAGUUUGGCAACGAAAACUAUAACCACUGGUUUGACGGCAUGGCCCUGCUGCACAAGUUCAGGAUCAAGGAUGGCGAGGUGACCUACAUGAGCCGCUUCCUGCGCAGCGACUCCUACAAGCAGAACAUCGAGCGCGACCGCAUCAUGGUGUCUGAGUUCGGCACGGUGGCCAUGCCAGACCCCUGCAAGAACAUCUUCAUGCGCUUCCUCUCCCGCUUCGAGAUGAUCAAGCCGACGGACAAUGCAAGUGUGAGCUUUGUCACCUACAAAGGCGACUACUAUGUCAGCACGGAGACAAAUUUCAUGCACAAGGUGGAUCCCGCGACGCUGGAGAGUGUCGAGAAGGUGGACUGGAGCAAAUUCAUUGCAGUGAACGGCGCAACAGCCCACCCGCACCUGGACCCUGAUGGCACAUCCUACAACAUGGGCAACUCUUACGGGCCAAAAGGUAUUUUCUACAAUAUUAUUUGCGUUCCUCCUGAGCGGGAGUCAGUCGAGGACACCCUUCAGGGAGCCAAGGUGCUCUGCUCCAUCACCCCCACAGCAGACAAGGGCAAGCCCUCCUACUAUCAUAGCUUUGCAAUGUCAGAAAACUAUGUGGUGUUCAUUGAGCAGCCUAUCAAAAUGAACGUCUGGAGGAUCGUCACUGCCAAGCUGACGGGGAAGGGCAUCAACGACGCCAUCUACUGGGACCCCACCCAGGACACCAUCUUCCACCUCAUCUGCAAGAAGACUGGCAAGGUCCACUCAGUGAAGUACUAUACCAAAGCGAUGUCCAACUUCCACCAGAUCAACGCCUUUGAGCAGGACGGUUUCCUCAUGCUGGACCUGUGUGCCGCAGACGAUGGCCAGGCCAUCAGUGUCUACAACCUCCAGAACAUGCGCAAGUCAGGAGAGGCUCUAGAUGAGGUGUACAAUAUGAUGUGCAGAGCAUUUCCUCGGCGCUUCGUGCUCCCACUCGACAUCACCAAUGAGACACCUCCGAAUGAAAACCUGAACACACGACCUGACAGCACAGCAACGGCCAUUAAACUCUCAAAUGAAAAGGUAUUUUGUACAUUUGAGAAUCUCCAUGGUGAUGACAUUGAGGACUUUGGUGGUCUGGAGUUCCCCCAAAUCAACUACAAGAGGUGCAACACCAAACCCUACCGCUACUUCUACGGCUGUGGCUUCAGACACCUCUUAGGGGACUCCCUACUCAAGAUGGACUUGGAGGGAAAGAAGCUGACGUCUUGGUACCAGCCUGGUCUCUUCCCGUCUGAGCCUGUCUUUGUUCCGUCACCGGAUGCUAUAGAUGAGGACGACGGGGUCAUCCUGUCAGUGGUGGUGAACCCAACAGAGGACAAAGCAACGUUUCUGCUGGUGCUGGAUGCCAAGACGUUUGAGGAGCUGGGCAGGGCUGAGGUACCCAUCAACAUCCCUUAUGGCUUCCACGGAGCCUUCCAGCCCACCGCUUAAAGAGGAACAGCGAUGUGUUUCCCAAAAAGUCUUAAGUAGCACUUAAACCUACGUAAAAGUACUUAAGUAUGAGGUGCCUCUUUGGCAAUAUAUCAAAAAUAAGUCUGACAUCAUCACUAAAAGUUAAUGCACAAUUUCACCUCGUAGAUGCACAUUGCCAAAGCAUUUUAUUUUGCACCUGCAAAAAAAAAAUAUUGUAUGAAGGCCUAUAAAAUGAUUGUAUGUAUGAACAUUUAGUGAUGUGAUAUAUUAUGACCUAGGGGACAAAUCAUACUUAAGUACUAUUUAACCUGAAUGACUACUUCAAUAUUUUUGGGAAACGUAGCCCAGAUCUCUCCACCUCCCAACUUCAGACGUCUGGAUUGUCCCUCAGGAGCCCCGAUCCUCAUUGCUGACCAAAGAUCUUUUUUAUGAGUAAUGCGUCAAUGAGUUACAAUAGCCUGCACCACAUACAUAGUUAUGAGGAUGCCUAUUUGUCACAUGCAUAGUAAAGACACUGUGAGUGAUAUGCAAUGGAACUGCAACUCAGAAUCUCCAUAUGCAUGUGACCAAUGUACAGUAUAUCGUUGUAUCCUUAUUGUUACGCUAUAUUACAGUGCCUCUCUGUAAGCAGUCAAGUGAUGAUCAGGUUCUGUUCUUCAGGAGUUAUCCAGAGUGAAAUGCAUUUUAGGUCAAUUUUUGGAUGAUUGGGAAUACAUACCAUGAGCUUGCAUGAAAAUGACAUCAAUCGGUGUAGCCAAAUUGUGUUUUACAUGGAUGCGCCUGUGGCAUAUGAUUUUGCAGAUGCAAAACACUAUUUAUUAACAUCACACUUAUGUUAUGGUAAGUAGAUGGUCCCUCAAGACAAACCAAAGUGUCUCAAGCCCGUCAGAUGUCUUCCUACAAGGUCUAGACAAUGACCUUCAUCAGUAGUCUAUUUCAAUAGGCCCAAUGGGCUAGGCUUUAUUGUUGCACACAGCUUCCUUUCAAAUUGAAAAGAAAUUGACUAUGUUUUUAAUAAGUACUGCUAUGAUACUUUGAAUUUCCUGGGCAUGUAACUGUUACUGAUACAGGUGGAAAGCUUCCAACAAAGUAGUGGCUUGAUUGUGCUCACUCUGCACGCCCUGUCCGAAGACAUGACGAGCUAAGGACACGUUGGUUUGUCUUUAGGCACCCUCUACUUACCACAACACAAGUGUAAUUCUGUUUGGAACCUUUGGAAACGUGGAGAAUAGUGUUUAGUAUCAGCAAAAUGACACGCCUCAGUCACAUCCAUGUAAAAACCAUCACGGUUAAUGUGGUCACAAUCAAACUUUCUCAAAACAAAUUCGAUUGACAUGAUAUUGAUGUCAGCUCUCUUAAAAAAAUCUAAAAAAGGGACAUAUAAUGUGUUGCACUCUAUAUUACUUCCUUUAAUAGAAGGGCAUUUACAUGUAAUUAUUAUACGGCCCUCUAGAAUGUUGCGAGAGCUUCCAUUCACUUUCAAUGUGCUGCCUCGACGUUCGGUGGGCAACUAUUUUUCGAUAGGCCUACAUUAUCACUUACAUAAUAGGCCUACCACCUAACUGUGCCAUCUAACCACGUAUGUUACUGAAACAGUUGUGCCUUCUUAACCACAUUUCUACACUUAUAACAUGUAACUAUUCAUCAGCAACAUACAGCAUUUCAUAUUCAAAGGGAGAUGUCCAGAAGACAUGAUGAGUUUUCAAGUCUUAUCAUAUGAUUCGGUGCCUAAAUAUUCAGCCUGUGUACUUGGUUGUUAAUUAAUUAACUGAGUAAUAUGUUACUUUUAUUUUCUAUUGUUUUUUAUUGAUUUUUUAAUGAUACUUGCUUUUGUGCACUAAGAGAACAAAACUAUUUUAAUAUGCACUAAAACACAAAUUUGUGUGACAUUUUUGUUUUAUUUUUUGUACAGAUGUUGAACUAACUGUAUGCAUGGAACAUUGUUGACAUAAAAAGCACAUAAAAAACUAAA